Messenger RNA from Symphalangus syndactylus (siamang), 5993 nucleotides. RefSeq names its product peroxisome proliferator activated receptor gamma (gene PPARG). Gene Ontology annotation, cellular component: nucleus. The record is from RefSeq and is a predicted model, not a curated record. Gene Ontology annotation, molecular function: DNA-binding transcription repressor activity, RNA polymerase II-specific; nuclear receptor activity; zinc ion binding. Gene Ontology annotation, biological process: positive regulation of fatty acid metabolic process; cell differentiation; fatty acid metabolic process. Lineage: Eukaryota; Metazoa; Chordata; Mammalia; Primates; Hylobatidae.
UCUCAAUGCCCAGUUUUGCCGAACACUUGGAUAAUAAAGAAAAAUUUUUGCUACGAUUUAAAAUUUUUCCCUUAAGAAGUAGCAUAACACUACUAUAAAAUAUCUGAGGUCUGUCCAGUGAGACCAGUUUAAAUAUAGUUGGAGUAAAAUGGAAAACAAUUCAGUUAUGGUAAACUUCUAUUUCUAGACUUGCACUCUCUUCUUAAUAUAAUAAACAUAGUAUGCAAUUAUAAACCUGGGAACAAAGUCCUCUUUAUUGAAAGAAAAGUAAAUAUGUAUGCAAAUCUCAAAUGAGAUAAACUAAGCAUUAAUUGCAAAAAAAGAAGUCCCAUGGGACCAAACACCAAUAUUUGGAAGGAGUCCUUGUGGUUUGGGAAAAUUGAAAUGGGCAUAGUCUUUUGUCUCUAGGAACCCCAUAUGGAUCGCACUGCCUAUGUGCAAAGUUGCAGGGUGGGGACCAUGUGCUGUUUAUCAUUUUAUUCCCGGCACUUAGCAGAGGGCCUGGCACAAAAUAAGCACUCAAUAAAAUGUGGAAAGAAAGAAUUCUACAGCUAUAGUUUAUGCAGUGUUUUUCCAACUUUAAAAGAUAUGGCCCACAGUAAAAAUCACAUUUUAUACCAACUCCUGGUACAUUCAGAUACACACACACACUUGCAUUACACAAAAGUUACGAAGCAGCACUUUCUUUAAUACAGUAGGUGUGUUCUGAUUAUUUCUGUCCUUUUUGCUUGACUAAAAAAUACUGGUUAUGACUGAAUAAAUUGAUUUCAUAACCUACUAAUGGAUCAAGCCUUGCAAUUUGAAAAACAGACAUAUUAUUUCAGUUUACGUUACUUAACCUCUUACAUUUAUACACUUCACUACCCAUAGGUCUCCUUAAGAAAAAAAAUCACAAAAUUUUUGAUCCAGAGGGAAUUUAGAAAAUAUUCAGCUCAACUCUAAAGUUUUGCACCACUUAUGAAUUCACUGUUGUGGGGUUCCCCUUAGUCACUGUUAUUGAAUUAUGGGAAUUUUCCGACCAAAAAACAGAUUGGCCCCCAUCUCACAUCAUAUACAAAAUUUAACUCAACAUGAAUUUAAAACCUAAAGAUAAGAACUAAACCUAUAAAACUCUUAAAAUAAAUAUUAGGAGCAAAUUUCAUGACUUUGGGUUAGUCACUGAUAUGACUCCAAAAGAAAAAACAGGUAAACUGGACUUCAUCAAAUUUAAAAACUCAAAUGACAACAUCAAGAAAGUAAAAAGAACCAAGCAUGGUGGCAUCUGCCUGUAAUUCCAGCUAUUCAGGAGGCUGAGGCAGGAGGAUCACUUGAGCCCUAAAGUUCAAGACCAGCCUAGGCAACAUAGCGAGACCUCGUCUUUAAAUAAAUAAAUAAAUAAAUAAAUAAAUAAAUAAAUAAAUAUUUUAAAAUGUAAAAAGACAACUUACAGCCUGGGAUAAUAUAUUGGCAAACCAUGUAUCUGAUAAGAGACUUGGAUAUAGAAUAUGUAAAUAAAUAACUCUUGCAACUCAACAAUAGAAAGAAAAAUAAUCCAAUUUAAAAACAGGGAAAGGAUUUAAGUAGACUUUCUUCAAAAAAGAUAAAUGGCUAAUGAACACAUGAAAAGAUGCUCAACAGGAUAGUCACCAGGGCAAUGCAAAUCAAAACCAUGAGACACCAGCUCGGGCAACAUAGUGAGAUCCCAUCUCUACAAAAGAAUACAAAAAUUAGCUGGUGUGGUGGCAUGCACCUGUUGUCCCAGCCACUUGGGAGGCUGAGGUGGGAGGAUUGCUUUAGCCCAGGAAUUCGAGGCUGCAGUGAACUAUGAUUGCACCACUGCACUCCAGCCUGGGUGAGAGAGCAAUACCUUGUCUCAAAACAAACAAACAAACAAAACCCCAUGAGGUAUCACUUCAUACCCUUUAGGUUGGCUAAAAUAAAAAAGACUAUAACAAGUGUUGGCAAGGAUGUGGAAAAACUGGAACCCUGACACAUUGCUGGUGGAAUUGUAAAAUAGUGUGCCCACUUUGGAAAACAGACUGGCAGUUCCUCAAAAACACCGAGUUACCUUAUGAUCCUGCAAUUCUGUCCCUAGGUAUAUACUCAAGAGAAAUAAAAAUAUAUGUCCACAAGUAACCUUGUACAUGAAUGCUCACAGCAGCAUUAUUCAUAAUAGCCCAUAAAAGUAGAAACAACCUAAAUAUUCAUCAAUUCAUGGGAUGAAUAAACAAAAUGUGGUAUAUAUGUAUAAUGGAAUAUUGACCAUAAAAAGGAAUGAAAUAUUAAUAUAAGCUAUAACAUAGAGGAGCCUCACAAAUACUAUGCUAAGUGAAAGAAGAAAGUCACAAAGGACUUCAUAUUCUAUGAUUCUAUUUAUAUGAAUUGUCCAGAAUAGGUAAAUCUAUAGAAAAAGAAUAACUCUACCUAGAGUUGGUGGAAUGACUGUUAAUGGAGAGGAGGUUCCUUUUUGGAGUGAUGAAAAUGUUCUAAGGGUAGAUUUGGUGAUGAUGGCACAGCUCUGUCAAUAAACUAAAACUCAUUGAAUUGUACAUUUUAUUUAUUUAUUUUUGAGAUGGAGUCUUGCUCUGGUGCCCAGGCUGAUGUGCAGUGGCGCAAUCUUGGCUUGUAACCUCUGCCUCCCAGGUUCAAGCGAUUCUACUGCCUCAGCCUCCCGAGUAGCUGAGAUUACAGGCACGUGCCACCACGCCCAGCUAAUUUUUGUAUUUCUUAGUAGAGACGGAGUUUCACCGUGUUGGCCAGGCUGGUCUUGAACUCCCGGCCUCAAGUGAUCCACCUGCCUCGGCCUCCCAAAGUGCUGGGAUUACAGGCGUAAGCUGCCAUACCCGGCCUGAACUGUACAUUUUACUUGUAUGGUAUUUACAUUUUAGAUUAUAUUAAUUAUUCCUCAAUGAAACUGUAAUUUUAAAAAGCAGGCUAGGCGCAGUGGCUGGUGCCUGUAAUCCCAGCACUUUGGGAAGCUGAGGCAGGAGGAUCACUUGAGCCCAGGAGUUUCAGACUAGUCUAGGCAACAUAUCAAGACACAGUCUCCACUAAAAAUAAAAAUUAGAAAAAAAUUAGCCAGGCAUGGUGGUGUGCACCUGUAGUCCCAGCUACUUGGGAGCCUGGAGUGGGAGGAUUCCUUGAGCCCAGGAAGUCGGGCUGAAGUGAGCCGUGAUUGCGCCACGGCACUCCAGCCUGGGCGACACAGCAACACCCUGUCUCAUAAAAAAGAAGAAAGAAAGAAAGAAAAGAAAAAGAAAGGAAGAAAGAAAAAAAAAAGCAGGUUGGAACUCUGGAAUGAACAAGAAGUAGGACGCACGCAGCACUUCCGCCUGAGUGGAGACUGCGGAUCCGCGUCAACGUGACUACCUAAAUCACAGGCCAAUAAAUGGUCUUUCAGUGGUCAGUCCCUGUAAGAUCUGUGGCUCUCAGCUUCUUAUCUUAGGGCUGUGGAGGAAGGACACGAGUCUGUUGAUUUAAGCUCUGAAUCUUUUCCCUUGUGAUACCCAUCCUCGCAAAAUUUGCUUCAACCACAAACGAGGACCUUCUGUACCAGAGGGGCAAUAACCACAAUGAAGCUAGGAAGAAAUGCAGAGCACCCUAGCAUAUAGUCCAUAAGCUUCCUGAAGUGGGGGGCCUCAGGCAUCGCUGCCUCCCCGGAGAGGAUCAGGCCCAGAACAGGAUGCUCCAGAAAUGAGACUGGAAAAAGGGAAAGAGGGGCCUCAAGUCCAGGAGACCAGCGGCUUUCUGAACGCGCACCUGCCAACCCGCUUUGGACAGGUCAUGGUGGACAGCGUGGCAGGAAAAGAAAAGGUCACUGUCUACCCAACACAUGAGAAACUGUUUCUCAUGCCUCACGUCCCCACUCCGUCCCCACCCAUGUUGUCUGAGUCCCUCGGUGUCAGAAACACUGCUAAGAAUUUUAAGAAAUUCUGUUAAUGAGUUUAAGAAAUGUUUUUCAUGAUUAAAACUCAGUGACUUGUUAAUAACCAUGUAACUUACAAAUACAAGGAACUCUGAAAGUGUGCAGUACCACCGGAUCAGAAGAGAAAACCAAGGGACCCGAAAUAUGCUUUAAUUAAAUUUUCUUUUAAAAUGUCACUGGAAAGAACAUCUUGGGAAGACAGCCUGGCCGACCGCCGUGUGAAGGGCAAGCCACUCUGGCCGAGAGGGAGACCCACACCUCGGCUCUCCCCAGACCGGCCCUGGCCGGGGGCAUCCCCCUAAAGUUCGGAUCCCUCCUUGGAAAUGGGACCCUCUCUGGGCCGCCUCCCAGCGGUGGUGGCGAGGAGCAAACGACACCAGAUUUGAAAGAAGCCAACACUAAACCACAAAUAUACAAGAAGGCCAUUUUCUCAAAAAAGAGUCAGCCUUUAACGAAAUGACCAUGGUUGACACAGAGAUGCCAUUCUGGCCCACCAACUUUGGGAUCAGCUCCGUGGAUCUCUCUGUAAUGGAUGACCACUCCCACUCCUUUGACAUCAAGCCCUUCACUACUGUUGACUUCUCCAGCAUUUCUACUCCACAUUAUGAAGACAUUCCAUUCACAAGAACAGAUCCAAUGGUUGCGGAUUAUAAGUAUGACCUGAAACUUCAAGAGUACCAAAGUGCAAUCAAAGUAGAGCCUGCAUCUCCACCUUAUUAUUCUGAGAAGACUCAGCUCUACAAUAAGCCUCAUGAAGAGCCCUCCAACUCCCUCAUGGCAAUCGAAUGUCGUGUCUGUGGAGACAAAGCUUCUGGAUUUCACUAUGGAGUUCAUGCAUGUGAAGGAUGCAAGGGUUUCUUCCGGAGAACAAUCAGAUUGAAGCUUAUCUAUGACAGGUGUGAUCUUAACUGUCGGAUCCACAAAAAAAGUAGAAAUAAAUGUCAGUACUGUCGGUUUCAGAAAUGCCUUGCAGUGGGGAUGUCUCAUAAUGCCAUCAGGUUUGGGCGGAUGCCACAGGCCGAGAAGGAGAAGCUGUUGGCGGAGAUCUCCAGUGAUAUCGACCAGCUGAACCCAGAGUCCGCUGACCUCCGGGCCCUGGCAAAACAUUUGUAUGACUCAUACAUAAAGUCCUUCCCGCUGACCAAAGCAAAGGCGAGGGCGAUCUUGACAGGAAAGACAACAGACAAAUCACCAUUCGUUAUCUAUGACAUGAAUUCCUUAAUGAUGGGAGAAGAUAAAAUCAAGUUCAAACACAUCACCCCCCUGCAGGAGCAGAGCAAAGAGGUGGCCAUCCGCAUCUUUCAAGGCUGCCAGUUUCGCUCCGUGGAGGCUGUGCAGGAGAUCACAGAGUAUGCCAAAAGCAUUCCUGGUUUUGUAAAUCUUGACUUGAACGACCAAGUAACUCUCCUCAAAUAUGGAGUCCAUGAGAUCAUUUACACAAUGCUGGCCUCCUUGAUGAAUAAAGAUGGGGUUCUCAUAUCCGAGGGCCAAGGCUUCAUGACAAGGGAGUUUCUAAAGAGCCUGCGAAAGCCUUUUGGUGACUUUAUGGAGCCCAAGUUUGAGUUUGCUGUGAAGUUCAAUGCACUGGAAUUAGAUGACAGCGACUUGGCAAUAUUUAUUGCUGUCAUUAUUCUCAGUGGAGACCGCCCAGGUUUGCUGAAUGUGAAGCCCAUUGAAGACAUUCAAGACAACCUGCUACAAGCCCUGGAGCUCCAGCUGAAGCUGAACCACCCUGAGUCCUCGCAGCUGUUUGCUAAGCUGCUCCAGAAAAUGACAGACCUCAGACAGAUUGUCACGGAACACGUGCAGCUACUGCAGGUGAUCAAGAAGACGGAGACGGACAUGAGUCUUCACCCGCUCCUGCAGGAGAUCUACAAGGACUUGUACUAGCAGAGAGUCCUGAGCCACUGCCAACAUUUCCCUUCUUCCAGUUGCACUAUUCUGAGGGAAAAUCUGACACCUAAGAAAUUUACUGUGAAAAAGCAUUUUAAAAAGAAAAGGUUUUAGAAUAUGAUCUAUUUUAUGCAUAUUGUUUAUAAAGACACAUUUACAAUUUACUUUUAAUAUUAAAAAUUACCAUAUUAUGAAA